AUGAGUAGAUUCGUGGAUGCGCAUUGCCAUGUGAGCAGUGGAGAUGAGUUGCAUGGAGAGCUAGACGUCGAGGGACCGACGCUGAGAUGUGUGAUGUCCAACAAUGGAUUUGAUUGGGAGCGGCUGAAGACGGUUGGCGACGCUGGCAGAUUGCGGCGAGGGUUUGGCGUCCAUCCGUGGUACUGUCACCUGUACAGUUUGGGCGAGACGGACAAGCGGUCUCAUUACGAGUCUGUUCUUGAGUGGAAGGACGACGACGCGUUCGAAUCGCUGCUGGAAAGGCUCCCGGAGCCUGUGCCGAUGGAGGAGUACAUUUCGCGGGAGUUCGACCCGUCUAAGGUCGAUGUGGUGGGGGAAAUCGGACUUGACAGGAUGUUCCGACUGCCUGAGAGCGGCUACUAUGUGCACAGCAAGCGGCAGGCGCCGUUGUCGAGGGUUAAAGUGAAGAUGGCGCACCAGAUGGCGGUGUUUCAGCGGUUCUGCCGACUCGCCCGCGAGAGCCGGAAGCCCGUUUCGAUUCACGAUGUCAGGUGCCACGGCGUGCUGUUCGAGACCUGUGUGAGGGAGAUUCUGCCUUGCGAGGAGGUCAGGGUGUGUUUGCACUCGUACACGGGGUCGCCGCAGACGCUGACGGAGUGCUGGCUGCGACGGUUCCCCGAGGACCGGCUCUUUCUCAGCGUCUCCAAGUACAUCAACUUCAGGACGGAAGAUGUCGGAGAACAGCUGCUGAAGCUGGUUCCUCCCCGAUGCAUCCUGACCGAGACCGAUUUCCCGGUAGACAUCGAACCCGAAGAGGAUCUGCAGGACCAAUUGGAAUAUACGUGCCGGCAGCUCGCGAGAGUGCUGCGAUUGGGCGAACUGGAUGAGGUGAAGGCGCUUAUAUACGACAACUAUCAAAGGUUUGUAGCAUCGUAA
This is a messenger RNA of Torulaspora globosa, 915 nucleotides long. Its product is annotated as putative endodeoxyribonuclease. Lineage: Eukaryota; Fungi; Ascomycota; Saccharomycetes; Saccharomycetales; Saccharomycetaceae. Bases 1 to 915 code for a protein of 304 amino acids. Gene Ontology annotation, molecular function: hydrolase activity, acting on ester bonds. The record is from RefSeq and is a predicted model, not a curated record. The transcript has a single exon.